This is a messenger RNA of Lachancea meyersii CBS 8951, 1020 nucleotides long. NCBI's taxonomy places the organism in Eukaryota, Fungi, Ascomycota, Saccharomycetes, Saccharomycetales, Saccharomycetaceae. The record is from the annotation of a GenBank genome assembly.
AUGUCGAAACUCGACAAAGAGAGCCAUAUCCGCUACAUUGCGUCGCUAGAUUCGAAACGCGAUGACUACGAAUACUGGCUUUCGGAACACUUGCGUUUGAACGGUGUUUAUUGGGGCCUUACAGCGUUGUGUGUGCUGGAUUCCAAAACCACGUUUAACAGAAGUGAGAUUAUUGCAUUUGUGAGGAGCUGUUGGGACUUUAAAGCUGGUGCAUUUGCAGCUUUCCCGGGACACGAUGCGCACGUUUUAACGACGCUUUCAGGAAUUCAAAUUUUGGCCAUUUACGAUGCUUUGGAUGUACUUUUGGAAAAACCGGGCGAUGGCCGUGACAACAGCGAUAGCAGCAAUAGCAGCAACAUGAAGACGCAAUGCGUGGCCUUUUUGAGGUCCAACCAGCUCUCGGAUGGUUCUUUCCAGGGAGAUCGCUUUGGGGAAGUCGACACGCGUUUCGUAUACGCAGCGUUGAAUGCGCUGUCCAUCCUAGGUCAACUGACACCCGAAGUGGUAGAUCCAGCAGUCGAAUUCGUCAAGCUGUGCUACAAUUUUGACGGGGGAUUUGGAUUGAGCCCAGGGGCCGAGAGCCACGCUGCGAUGUCUUUGACUUGUAUUGCGGCGCUGGCCGUUGUCAAUAAACUCGAUGCUCUCUCGCCGGAACAGAUGGAAAAUAUAGCGUGGUGGCUCUGCGAAAGGCAGGUUCCAGAGGGCGGGCUGAACGGACGUCCCAGCAAGCAACCAGAUGUGUGCUACAGUUGGUGGGUGCUGUCGUCUUUGGCCAUCAUCGGCAAACGGGAUUGGAUUGAUUUCGACAAGCUUCGAGAGUUCAUUCUGCAUUCACAAGACCCAAAAAGGGGCGGAAUCAGCGAUCGUCCCGGCAAUGAGGUCGAUGUUUUUCACACUUGCUUUGGUGUGACAGGCUUGAGUCUGAUGGGCAAAGACAAUUUGGUCGAAAUCGAUCCUGUUUACUGCAUGCCUGCAUCCGUUACGCAGACCUUCAAGAAAUAUCCGUACCACGAGCAAUAA